AUGGCAACUGUGUGGAAUUAUUGGUUAGCAAAUCGAGUGAGCCCACCAUGGUUUAAAUCGUGUAUCUUUCAGCAAAUAUGGCGUGAAGCAUGCCUCUCCCAUACACUAGGUAAGUUGUGGACUUUCUUCCAGCUAAAUUGUCUUGAGAUAACAGCUUCUAUAAACCAUGUUCUCGCCAUGAUGCAGCUAGCGCUGAAAGAAGAUCUAUUAGAAGUGGAAUGAUUCCUGGAUCUGGAAUCUGUAAGCUUAAGUGUUCGUCUUUCAAAACUUUAAAGUUCAUUCGGACACAAAAUGGGUGUACUACGUUUUAUAACAAUGUCAUAUAAAACGAAAAGUGAACAGAGUGAGUGCAAAAUACAUGACCCUAUGAUUUAUGCAUGUGGUUGUGGGGAAAGGGACAUUCCAUUUUUUAUCCGCACCCCCCUAGGGAUGAUUGGAAUCCCAACCCUCAAAUUUUUAAAAAUGAAAUCUGAAGGGUUCCUUUUUUUCCCAGCACCUUUUACAAAUUUGUCAGCUUCUUUGAAGAAAUAAUCUGAACCCCCUAUUUAAAAACCUGUCAUCCUUAGAGGUGUUGCUGAUAAAAUUAAUAUGGAACAUACCAAAAUUAAGUGCAUCAUCAUGAUCAUCAGUCAUCGUCUUCAUCAUCAUCAUCAAUAUAUUUCAUGUGAUAAUUGAACCAAAGGGCUGACAUGGUUCUGUCCUACAUGUAGGACAAAAAUGAGAUCAGACAAUAGACAAUACAGAUAUAGUAUCUAAAAAACACAGGUGCUAUAUUGGAAAAUUCCCUUGUGUACUGAUAAUCCAGAAAAAACCAGAGCUGUUGCAAAAAACAUACUUCAGAUCUAUUUUUCUUUUAUUUUUAUUACUACAUUCUAUAGGGAGGGUAGAUGCUGUAAUCCAUGUGUUUUUUAAUUAUGAAGGUAUACAUGUAGAUACAGCUGUAGGUCAUGUACUGAUAUGCUUCACUAUUUUAUGCCUUAUUUUUUUUGUUAUUGACAGGGUUGGAAACUGCAUCAUACCAUCAGCAGCAUAUCACAUAUCUUGCAAGAUUGCUGUUAAACAGCUUGUUAAGUCACAAAUACGAUGAUGCAUUGCAGUGUCUUGUGGGAUUGUGCGGUGCAUGUAGAAGAACACCUGAGCUGUUUUGGAGGGUAAUAUGACUAGAAAUUCCAGAUUACCAGUACAGUUAGUUUGAAUAAAAAAUGAAACCUAAGUACAUUUUCAUCUUACCCACCAUUUGAAGCUAUUAAGUUAAAACGCAUGUUUUUAAUCCUGGAUGCGUCCCAUUUUAUUGUAAAUUCAUAACUGUAACUUACACAUGUACUUUUGCCAUCUUGUUGGCUUCCAUAAACAUUUUAUCAAGAUGGUUGAAAAAGUAAGAGACUGGUGAUUCCAAGUUAAUUUUAUAAUGUUUAAAAUUCUGAACAUCAUACAUGUACAUGUACACAUCAUACAGUUAUUUUUCUAUUUAACCACCAGUUAAAAAAAGAAACACUUUGAGUGUCAAUGUAUUUAGCACAACAGUCCUAAUAGGCCAAUUCUGAGUUCCAAAAACUUUCACUUUCAAAGCAAGUCAAAGUACAAAAUCUUUCUUUUGAAAAUGAUUUUUAUUUGCAUGAGAAUAAAAAGGCAUGUUCAUAUCAAUGGCUUUGCAGUUAGUCUCACCUUGAAACAGAGGCUAUGGGCAACUCAGAAAUGGUCUGUUGAGGACACGAGUCUUAUGUCUCCUCCUGGAAAAAGAAACACCAUUUUACAUGGUCAUCUCAGCCACACAAAGUCUAGCUGUUUGCAGGACAAAGGCAGAACCUUCAUUUCCCAGUUGCUUUAAGACCCUGAGUAUUGGUCCGACCCCAGGGUUUGAACCCACAACCUCCUGCUCUGCAGUCAAGCACUCUACCAGGGCUGCAUGUCACUAAAGGUGAUGUUACACGAGACGACUCGCAACAACGAUUUUUAGCACAACACAGCGUUGCAACAUUGUUACGAGAUUGUUUGAAAUAGGUACAGCAUUUUCCAACAUUGCAACACUGUGUUGCGCUGAAAAUCAUUGUUGCGAAUCAUACCGUGUAACAUCACCUUAAGAGCUGGGGACCCGGGAUUUUCCCCGGCUAUUAUGGACGAGCGCCCCAGCUACUCUAACUAAUGGGAAACAAAAGGAAAAUAGAACCAAAAGGACUUUCAAGCUGUACAAUUCCCCUCUUAUUAAUUGCAUAUACCCAGCAACUUUAAAUUUUAUCGACAGCCCUGCUCUACUAACUCUGUUAGUCCUCCACCCCAGUUAGUCACUAGAGUCCUCGCAGACAAAGUUGUCUGUAAGUCAUUGUCAAUAGAACCUGUAUUAAGUGUCGCCCUUUAACCGCCACUUUUGCAAGCAUAGCCACUUAAUGAAGGUUUUAUUGUAUUAUGACACGCUCUUCUUUCUUUAGACUGGAUGUGAGGUAUUGAUGCAUAACCAACCAGGAAGCUAUGCCCACAUGAAUCAGUUCAUCAAGAAUAUGUUUGUGAUUUGUGUUCCAUUUCAAAAGGAACUCUUGUUGGACUUUGCUAUGUACUUGGUGAAGCAAAAUGGAGACAUUACAGAAGCACAGGAGCUGUUGACUUCAAAGCUUUCACAUAAAUCAUUCUCGUCAUGCCCUCUUCUUAGAGCGUACUCAGGACUCUUUGCUUAUCUCUCGUGGAAAAAAAGCAGAAUCCAGUUGGAGAAGAGGGAUAUAGAGGGGGAAGAUAUUGAAGAAAUGAGUCACAUUUCUGACAGUGCAUCUUUAACAAACCUUAAGCGACAGAUGGAUUUUCAUGGAAAACAGGCAUUACUUUUGUUUGCUGGUCUAGUGGAACACAGUGGAGUGUGGGAUAUUUUUGUAACAAGACAAAUUGAGAUGUUGAAAUAUUAUAACAAAGAUGAUGAAGCUAAGAAGGUCUUACUCAGAUACAAGGAGAAAAAUCCAGAAAAUCCUAAUGCUCACAGGUACAUGUGAUCUCACAGGAGCACUGUUAAUGUCUAGAAAAAAUAGUUUUUGUUGCUCAUCGUAUUGGAUAUAUACAGUUAAAUAUAUGAAUGUACUGGUAGUUGUUUGUCUCACAAUGUACAAGUCAUAUUUUAUGGAUAUAACUAUAGUCACGUGGGAUGGUAUUUCACUUGAGGUGUACUGUACAUGUAUAUAUCAACUACUUGUACUUUUAGUCAGUCUUCAUUAAGCCAUUAGAUUGGACUGGUGAAUUUUGAUCUUCAUUGUUUCAGUGAUGUGAUCAUCCAUCAAGUCACCAUUCCUAAGUAUGCCCUUGUGUAUAUGUUGUGUUUCAAUUUUAUCCUUGGUUUAAAAUUUUAUUUCUCUUGGUUCUUGAGUAUGGUAUUGUAUGAUUUAUAAUUAGUUUAAAUAAGGGAAAGAAAAUUAAACUUAGGAUGAAAUUGAACCACAACACACAUGUAUACAAAGGCUAGGUCUUGGCCCCCACCCCAGCUGGUCAUGGUUGGACUUACAGUGUAGUUCCUUGUAAUGUAGUGCCUGCAUAAUCUGACAUACAUGUAUGUCCUUGUGGUCCCCUUUGAUCAUUUGCUUUUAGUACUUAAAUACCUUUUCACGUUUGAUUUAAUUAUGUUAGAAGACCGUACAAUGCUGAAGUGGAGCACAUCAUACGUGUAAUACGUUAUUGCAAAGAUACCCCUAAUGGUCUACCAGUUUACUGUAUUUAACAGUCUUUGCAGGUACUACAUCUUAUAUAGUAUGUGCAUCCCUGACCUUUGAAAACAUUGUUGAAGCUAUAGAAUGUGGAAGUAUAUGAAUAAAGUCAAUAAAUUGUUAGCGGCAUUUCAGUCCCUAGUAUGGCUUUCUCACACACCACUGGUAGCCAUGCCAAGCCGACUGCCGCAGCCUGACCGGCCUUUAUUCCAAAAUAUUCAUGAAAAUGUAUACAUAACAUACCCCUAAGAAAAGUGGGGCACCAACAAAAUUACAAAGAUGCACAUUACAUUUAAACAGCCUACAAAGCUGAAAUCUUAGGGUGGGUGGGUGGGAAGGUCAGUAAUGGCAGACGCAACAAAGGCAACUGCCUGCCUUUUGGUCACAUGACCUCUACACAGGCUCCCAGUGGUGUGUGAGAAAAACAUUAAUUUUACUUAUUUUGUUACACUCAACUUCUUUCUUAGCAACAAGAUCACACUUUUCUGACCAUGAUAAAUUACAUUGUUAUUUUAAGGUAUUUGUAUUACUUCCUCAAAGAGCAAAAAACAGACAGACUAGAACUUUGUAAUGUGCUGGAGGGUUUACUUCAUAUUGAUCCAACAAGUGAACUGAGUGAGGAGUACAUCAAGCUUAAGAUGCAUGAGACUGGUGAGUAAAAACUGUAAGAAGAUGAGACUUGUACUGACCAAAAUGAUGCAUCUUUUUGAGGAGGACUUGUGGUUCUAGCUCCUAAACUCAGGGACAAUUUUUUGAUCAUUCCCUCAAGAAGUUUGCACGUAUUUUCUGUUUUCGCUAUUAUAUCUAUUGUGAGUUACUGUAAUUCACACUUCAGUCAUUUAUUUCCAUGGACCACUUUUUGACAACUUGACAGUGAUUAUUGCUCAGCACCAUUAUUCCUCACGAAACCAAGGUCGUAAGGCGUAGUGAAGGUUUGUAUUUUUGUCAAAAUUUGCAUCGCGUGUUGAACGUGGGUGGAUCCCACAGCAAGCAAAAACACCAGGUGGCCAUAUUUCUAUGUAUCUCUUGGUGUCCGAAAUAUAACGCCAUCAAGCUAGCCUAGGCUGUUGAUUUGUGGCUGUUUUGGCGAUCAAGAAAUGUUUUUGGUGAUAAAUUUGGGUGGAAGAAGUACAACAUGUAUUUCACAGAGAAAAUUUUAGAAAUUUGGACCAUCCGUUUCAUAAUGGCAACAACAGGGUCCUGAAGUCUUGAACAAUGAAAAGCUUUCUGUAUCAAGACAAUACGGUGAAAUUUAUUCAACUCUAAAAUAGCUGCUAUCCUUUAGCUUUAGUAUGUUAUUUGUACUUAGGUAUUGUUUUUGUGUCAUGACUGUGCAAAAUAUGCAAUAUUUUGUGAGACAAUAAUGUAAGUGCCUGAGAAAAUGAACUCUUUGAAUUUUGUUUUUAAGUCCUGGAAAAGUUCUUGAAUAAAGUUAAUGAAACCUGUAUUAACGAUGAGCAUUUUUGGUCACAAACCAUUUCAAAUGAUCAGUUUGUUGCGUCAAAAGUACUGACCAAACAUAAAUUUUGCAGUGAAACUAUUCAAAUGAAAGAGGGUUUUUCAGUUUGUGUUCACUUUUAAGCUUAGACAUUACAUUGUUCUGUUGCUUAUUUGUGCCUGAAAAAGACUUUUUCUAGAGCCUUCUGAAUACAGGCACCUUGUCCUUUUACUUCUGAAUUAAGUGGUUUUCUAGAUGUUUUUUUAUUAUUCUACUCUGCAGAUCAAUCAAAAGGACUUCUUGAUGCACUGGCAGCUUUUUUCAUUAAGCUCGACCAUGCAGCUUCUCGGCAGUGUAUCAAAGAUUGGGAAGCAUUUUCUGACACUCUUCACAUGUAUUUUGCCACACAUGAGAAGAAUAGUUUGGGGGAGCUUUGGAACGACCGAUCUGAUUGGUGGCCACAAUAUCACUUUCGUCAGGAUCUGGUACCUUCCAAAGAUCAAGUGUCAGAGACUGACUGGCAACUGGCCCAACAUAAAGCUGAUGCAGCAAGAUGGCUCCUUGGGAAAAGUAUGGUUACUAUUUUGUUUUGAGUUGACAUCAUCAUUAGUCUCAAAAAAGUGGCUGCUUGCCACCAUGUCAACAUUGAAGUUUGACAUAAUUUGAAUCUUCUCUCGGCAAAAUCAACACCAAGGGUGCUUUCCACAAGUCAGAACUUGCCAGCCGGCCAAUGGCCAGACCAGUCAUUUUGUAUAUUAAAUAAACUUUUCCCAAGUGUUUUUACUGAAAAACCAUCUCCUUCGUACAUACUAUUUAGGAUUUGACAUAUCUCAGCUGGCUGGAUAGUUGCAUUCGAGGUACAAGAAUGCAACCCCUAAUUUGUGUUGGGUGUUCUGUGCCUUAUUGGGUGUCUUGUGCAAUUAAAAAGAAUCCCGGGUUAAGUGCUAAUCGGCCUUUGAACAACUGCGCCCUGUAAUCACGCCAGUGAAACAAAAGUUAAAAUGUUCUAUUUACACGCCCAACGCACUCUGGCCACUGUCUCCUCCAAUUACAAGCACUUGACACCGAACCAUACCAUAUCUUUUCAAAAUCUUCUUAUAAUGAUACACAGUUUAAAAAGAGGUUUCGUUGUACACAACCCUUACGUUCAAAAUAUGCCAUAAUCAUAUUUAUCUAUCGCAAGAACCAUCCAAUCUUCCCCCUCAACUGUUACCCACCUGUGCGCCUAACAAACAUAUCGAACGCACUCUCCUAAGCUCCGAUUACUCCUAGCUUAGAUUAAAAGUGAAAUUCUCAUUAUGAUGGGAAUGGUCUGUCCUGUCAGUUCUGACAAAUGGAAAGCACCCUAAGUUUAUCUCAACCAAGAUUUUUUGGGGGAGGAAGUAUGGUUAUAGACCUCCCACAUUUUUGUUGUGGCUGUUUGUACAAGAUUAUAAAGUGGUGUUACUUUCUGUAAAGUUCUUUUCUACCCCACAUAACAUUCUCACAACGUAUUACAUGAGAAUCGUUUGAUAAAUUGAGAACAAGCAAGGACUCCUGGUGGGGGUAGGGGUGGGGACAACCCCUUCUUUGGCCUUAAUGGGGAGUCCUGAAGGGGGUGGGGUUGGGGCAACCCCUUCUUUGGCCUUAAUGGGAACUGCUGAUGGACAGCCAUGAGGGUUGUGUCUCAAACGGGUGUCAGUCUGUACUUUAUUCACAAGAUUUUAUGUAUGAGCAUGGUGUAUACAAGUGCUCCUCAUCUUACUAUAAGUUGUUUUGUUUUAAACACUGCAGCAAAAUGAAAAGACUUUGUCUUGAAAAGACUCAUUGUUUGAAGGCCUUAUACAACACAGCCCUAUGUAAGCUUUCCCCCGGGUGCUGGGUUAAACAGUUGAAAUAUUGUUACAAUGUUUUUUUGGAGAGAAUGUCCUGAAAUGCUGAGAUUAUGCUGGUUCAAACAGUCACAAGGUUGCUUCGACAAGACGAAGUGUAUAAUCAUGUUAUUACCACAAUAGGAAAUAACAGUAGCAUUCUCCUUCUCAAGUACAGUACAGCAAAGUUGUUUAACCCUUGAAGUCCCAAGAGUUAUCAACUUCCAUUUUCUCCCAACAGCAUCAAUAAAUAAUUACGAGGAAAGGUUAUGAGAACUGAAAAAAUGACCCACAGAGGGAAAAUGGUUUGAUCUUUCUUCAAAUUCUCUCAACUGAUUUUGUAAGGAAAUGUAUGGAGAUCAGUCCAGAGAAUUUGUAUGUGGGUAUUAGGGUUUAAAGGGUUAACAUUUUGACAGCACAGAAAUGUUGUAACCAGGGGCAUAGACAGCUCUUAGACCUGUAGGCCCAGGCUUACAAAUUUUUGGCUUGAUCACUCCACCGCUUGUAAUAAAUCAUGGGUUGUUGGGGUGAGCUAAAAAGCUUGAGAUCUCAAGGUGUUGGUUAGGUCAGUGCGUACUAGUCAUGCGUGAAAUUUUCAGGAUAUGUGGAAAUGAAAGUCAGCCAGGCCUACAACUAGUCAAAAAGCUGGUUAUGCCCCUGGUAACAGCACAAAUGCUGCGAAAAUGUCGCAUUUGUCUGAAAGGGACUUGAAAUUUUGUCUCUUUGUUUCAAAGAAAACCCUUUCACCAAGGCUGUGAAGAGGCAAGAGUCAGAGGACAACUCAUCUUACAGUGACACAGCAUCACCAAGAAAAAGAAAAACUAUAACACUAUUCACUGAUUCACCAUCGCCCCUCAAGAGAAAAAAACAAAAAUGGCUCCAAAUUGCAUGA
Porites lobata is the source of this 7857-nucleotide messenger RNA. The record is from the annotation of a GenBank genome assembly. Lineage: Eukaryota; Metazoa; Cnidaria; Anthozoa; Scleractinia; Poritidae.